Molecule: messenger RNA, 2281 nt
Organism: Cryptomeria japonica (Japanese cedar)
Lineage: Eukaryota; Viridiplantae; Streptophyta; Pinopsida; Cupressales; Cupressaceae
Exons: 12
Coding region: 821-2092 (423 amino acids)
Molecular function (GO): acid phosphatase activity; inositol phosphate phosphatase activity
Source: RefSeq, a predicted model, not a curated record
AGUAACGAAUAGCUUGUUAACUUAAAUCGUGGAAUUCCACCUCUUUAAAAAGUAGUUGUCUAAAUCCAAAAUAUCGUUCCUCUUCAGAUUCCUUUACCUCCUUUUUUAAUUUUUAAUUUCUAUUUUUGUCAAUUCUUUCAUCCUUACUUCCACAUAACGCCUGAAUUUAGCUUUCAAUUUAAUGCUCAAACUUACUCAACUUUGGUAUUCUAAGUGAUGGAAAUGGGAGGAAUGAAAUUUGCAGUGGGCUUCGCCAUAAUUCUGUUAUUUGCAGUCGCCGAAGGUGUUCAGUUCGACGUUCGCCAACAUCUCGGCACAAGUUCCAGGCAGACCCGUAAGGCGUGAGAGUUCUUCACUGGUGGAUGGAUGACUUCAUGUUGUGUUAUGAGUUGCGUGCGAGUUGGUGUCUAAGGCAUUUGAGGCUGUUUUUGCUGGUCACUAUCGUUCCUGGAGGAGUUGUGGGAUUGAUAAGAGGUUACUUACAACUUCGUUGAAGUGUGGAAGAUUCGGGAACCACUUUUAUUUGCUAGCGCAAUCUUUGGACUAGUUUCUUGGUGAGAUUGGGAGCUAGUGUUGGAGUUUGAAGAUCCUUGGCUGUUGAACAAGGUCGAUUGGAUAACAACUGCAUAUAUAUGUAUUCAUAACAUCUUGUAAGAGGUAUGGUGCUGGAAAAGAAGCAACCACUGAUGCUUAUCAAACAACUAAUGCUCCUCCCAUUGGGUGUACUCCAGUUCAUUUAAAUCUUGUGGCCAGGCAUGGAACACGUGCACCCACAAAGAAGAGAGCAAAAGAGCUAGAGCUGUUUUCUGAGCGUCUGGAGAUGCUUUUAAAAUCUGCAGGGCACACAGUUGUUGGAGAUGCCCAUGAGUCAAAGCAACUACCAUCUUGGCUGAUCGGGUGGCGAUCUCCUUGGGAAGGCAGGAAAACAAAUGGACAACUAACACGUGAAGGGGAAGAAGAGUUGUAUCAGUUGGGAAAGAGGAUUAGAGAAAGAUUUCCAGAACUGUUUAAUGAAGAUUAUCAUCCUGAUGUCUAUUCAAUAACUGCAACUCAGGUUCCCCGAGCCUCAGCUAGUGCAGUGGCAUUUGGCAUGGGUCUCUUUGCUGGGAAAGGAGUUCUUGGACCAGGUCGGCAACAAGCAUUUGCAGUUACAAGUGAGAGUCGAGCAAAUGAUAUACAUUUGCGUUUUCAUGAUACUUGCCAAACUUACAAGGACUUCAAGAAGAUGCGUAAGCCUGCAAUAGAGGCUUUACUAGUAGAUGUUUUUGCAGAAGUUUCAACUUCAUUGUUAGAGCACUACAACUUGAAUUUUACAAAAGAGGACGUGGCCUCCCUUUGGUUUCUUUGCAAGCAAGAAGCAGCCCUAAUGGACAAAACCGAUCAAGCUUGUGGACUUUUCAGCCAAACUGAGGUGGAACUGCUGGAGUGGGCUGAUGAUAUUGCGCUGCAUCAUCUUAAAGGAUAUGGAGAAUCGUUAAAUUACCGUAUGGGGGUACCUUUACUACAAAAUGUUGUUAAGUCGAUGGAGCAAGUUAUACUGGCAUAUGCAGAUCCUCAUAGCCAAGGUUCUGUAGAGAAGGCUCGAUUACGGUUUGCGCAUGCUGAGACCAUCAUACCUUUUACCUGCCUUCUUGGUCUAUUUCUUGAAGCCUCUGAUAUAUACAAGAUAGAAACUGAGCAACCUUUACAGCCACCCCCUAAACCUCCUCAACAACGGAAAUGGAGGGGCAGUACAGUGGCACCUUUUGCUGCAAAUAACAUGCUUGUCCUAUAUAAAUGCCCUGCUAAAGAUGUGAGCUUUGGAAAGGUUACCUCCACAAGAGAACACAAUGACAAAUUUUUUGUUCAAAUUUUACAUAACGAAAAGCCAGCUUCUAUUCCGGGUUGCAAUGGAACUAAUUUUUGCCCUUUUGAAGUUUUCAAGGAAAAGGUUGCAGGUGCACAUCUCAGGCACACGUUUGAAUCAUUGUGCACCAGUAAGGCGACAACUGAAAAUUGCUCUUUAACUUGCAAGCUAAUGAGGUUCAUUCGUAGGAUGGUUUUAGGUGAGGGUGCUGAGGUUCAUUCUUGUGAAGAUAGAGCUGAGUUGUAAUUAUUUCGUAAUAUGUUAUUGGAAGCAAAUUUGAGUUGAAAUGGUUUUGUUUUGUGUAUACGAAGCUCUAAAAUUGUAUAUGGUUAUAUGAAGAAUUUCACAAUUUUAUUGUCUUACAUGGAGAGGACGAGGAGGACAAAUUUUGACUGAUGAUGCAAUUUUUCAAUUGAUGAGUAGAGCCAUGAUAUU